CGCCAUUCUGCCAUCAGACUUCAAACACUGGUGCAGACCGACGAAGGGGCGACCUGUCGAACGCCAAAGUGCACUGACGUGUGGCUGUGUUCGUUACAUACGGCGCAGUCAAUUACGCGCUCAAGACGCGCUUCGAUACACUGCCUGUGCCAGGGCGUUCAAGACAAAAGCCAGAGUUAAUCAUAUCGCAUCAUGCACUGAAUCUUUCAUUUCCACCUUGAACUUGACCCUUCUAGCCUUGAUUCACUUGCCUUGACAUGCCUCCCGAGACCAUCCAGCCAAUAGUGAAGCGUCUGCCUUCAUGCGACUCUUGUAAGUUCAGGAGGAUACGAUGCUUUCCUGUCCCGCCCCCGGACUCCUGCUCGUGCUGCAAAGCCAAGGGAAUUGUGUGCUCUACUACGCCGGUUGUGAGGAGGAAACCGAAGCAUAGGACAGGCAAACGGAUUGAGAUAGCCAAGCAGAAGUUCGGCACUGUGAAAUAUCCGUCUACGUUUGCCCUACAGGAGGUUGCUUCUACCUCAGAACCAGCCAACAGACGGACCCCGUCUUCCAGUCCUACCCCCCUCAUCGAGGACAUCAUCGAAGGGCCUAUAUACGACUUUGCAUCAACUACCUCUACGAUACCUCAUACAUACACAUCUUCUCGACUCACACAAUUGUCCUCGUCUGGAAAUCCGCCUCCGCUUCCUGUUAACGAGUCCGCAGUGAGGGACAUGCAGAGCUCCAAAGAUCUUGACAUCCCCUUGUACCGCAACUGUUUUCGAAGCCCUUUGCCUCACAUCAGCGCUGAGUCCGGCCUCAUCAAUACCGAGUUCUCCGGUGCACUUUUAGCAGACUUACUAUAUCGUACGUCUUGAAAUCUACUCUUGCAUCAUACGCUAACGUACCCUAUAGUGUACACUCGCAUACCGCGGUCGCGCUUUCUUCCGUGUCUAUCCGUUAUCUCAACCUUUGAGACGGCGGGGCGUCGGCUCGAGACCAUUUCGCCGGUGACGCAAACGCUGGUACUCGCCAUAGCUGCUAUGACCGCCCGCCUCUCGUCCAAUCCAAUCCUGUUUGGUUCAGGGCGGGUGCCGCCGGCCCUUUCAUCCACGUUCUUCAAUCCACAUCGUUUAUCCAUCGAAUUCUCCCCUGAAUGGGGACUCAGACGAGAAGCUGCUUGCGAGAAGCUCCGCGAGAUGGCCAUCGAGAAGGCAUGGUGUGCAAGGGUCAUCAACGACAAUAGUCCACAGUCUUUGGCUGUGUGCUUUAUCCUGCAGUUUCUUGAAGAUCAGCUGGGUAGCGCUGGAGACCGGCGCAUGUGGGCGUCCGCCUUUGUUCAACAGCUGCGAGUUAUGUUCGAACGGAGAGCUGCUAUUGGCUCUAACUCAUCCAUUGAUGGGCCAGCGGGGCCGGCCAUCACCAACAAUCUACGCUUCUCAUCAUAUAGUGCAAUGCCCGCUCCUACUUGGGAGACAUGGAUUCCGUCCUCGGUGCAGAUAACGUCAAUGACACAGCUACAUCUUGCCAACACGUUCGCACCUGCGAGUUGGUCUUUGGACAUCAGCAUGAAUCAGGACCAGCUGGGCUUAGCAUAUGUACGAGAGCCUCACAUUCGUGACAUGGGUUUACGUUGGUGCAUCCAGAUUAUGAGGGAGGCGCUCAUCUCUGCUUGCCGCAGCGAAAUCUGUGUGUAUACGAUUCACGACGAAAUCAUGCUUGUCGGACCUCCGCCGCCUUCACCUGCGGAGGUCAUCUCUGGCGCAUUCGACGACUUGCCGUGGUGGGAUUUCGGCAGUUUCCUGCUCUUCGUUAGGCCAUUUACUUACCGGGCAACCCAAAUUGCUCUCGAGAGUCCACAGUGGCAGACGCGUCGGCUUAACGGACAACCGUUCUCUCUGUCCUGUCUAGAAGAACACCUAUCCUCCUUAUCGUCUCUUCAUACGUUAAUGAAACGCGCUCAAGUGCAAUAUUCAGGACUGUUUAGUCCUGAGGGGUUAACGGCUCGAUACCAAGCUUUGUGCCAUUCUGCGCCCGAUAUGGCUAACGACGAACGCAAUCUACGAUUUUGGACGAUGAACAGGAAUAUUCUAUAUACGUCUCGUGUUUUCCUUGUCUCAAUGAAGAGCGCUCUAGGUGCACUGACAAUUCCAAUAUACUUGGACCUUUUGGCGCGCAUAAGAGAUGAAGAGGCGCAGCGGCAAUUUGGUUCGGGUACACACCAGACCACGAGUCAAAGGCGGGGUGUCGACGACGUGCAGCAGAUAACCCAGCUGCUGAUAAAUCUGAAAAGGGUGUUAUUACCGUAUGCUAGGGAGGUACUGCAUGAUAUUCAGUCAGGAGCCAAUUUAGGGUGGAUUACGCACUUGGGCAACGAGCCUUUGAAACUCUGGUGCAGCAUCAUCCUGGAUUCAACGCCUAUUGAGGACGGUGGCGAUGGCAUCACGCGAGCGCAGAGGGUAGCAAGCCUGGAAACUGCGUUCAGGAUCUUCAAAAUUCUCACUUGGUCUUGGCCACGCGUCUUUGACGAUCCCUUGGUUCUGCAUACCCAACACGUCGUCGAGGAGGGGAUCCGAAACGGCGUAUACUCUUCGUCGUCCAUGGUUGACCAUGUUCCUCGCUCUUCAUUCGGCAUCGACCCUCUCACAUCAGAGAACACAGGUAUCUGGCCUUCCUACCUCGGCCUGGAGGAGGCCUGGAAGGUAAUGGAACCCAUUGCUGCUGUCAGCCUGAAGACCGUCUACACUGCGGAUGCAAUCCCCGCGAUGCCGUGGCCGAAGGUGCAUAGUAUCCCGUCGACGCUCGAUCUGCCGGAUAUACAGCAGAUGAUGCAGGGCUUGAACCUACACGAUGAGCCAGCUGGGGGUUCCGCUCCUCCCUCGCUACCACCAUCAUCAGCACCGACCAGUAAAGUUGCUUUCACGGACCUAUAUAACUUCAACGAGGCUGCAUUUAGAAGCAGCUCUAGAGGCGUUCAAGCGCAGACGCAGACGCAAACGCGACCUCAAGCUGGCGCGCCGCUGCAGAUGCCGGACCUGUCCGAGUUCGACAUGACUUUCUUCGGCGGGGAAGCAGUGCCCACAACUUCUCUUCCAAAACCUUCUUUUGCUGGCAUCCCUUCAGCCCACUCGGACCCAGGAAUCCAUAUGCGGGGCUACUCACAAACAUCACCGACAGGAUGGCUUGAGUGGACGGUGGGCCACUUCUGGUCCUAGGUCGUUGGAAAUACACAGCGAAGAUGUUCAGAGGUUUAUGCCGGGAUUUGAUCGAGUUCUAAUGAGUCUGUACGAGAGCAGGUGGAAUACCAUAGAAUAGCAAUCGCAGCACUUAUGUAUAUUUUAGCUUACUUCAUGGAUUGCUUGAUAACG
Coniophora puteana RWD-64-598 SS2 is the source of this 3347-nucleotide messenger RNA. RefSeq lists its product as uncharacterized. The record is from RefSeq and is a predicted model, not a curated record. The transcript is spliced from 10 exons. The coding region runs from base 1023 to 3194 and encodes 723 amino acids. NCBI's taxonomy places the organism in Eukaryota, Fungi, Basidiomycota, Agaricomycetes, Boletales, Coniophoraceae.